GUGUUGGAUUUUUAAAGGAUUCCAAAUCAGAAUUAAAAAAAUAUUAGUCUGCAUCCACCUGAAAAGCACAACAAAAUGCAGAUGCUGGAAAUCCGAAGAAAAGAAGAUUGCUCCAAUAGUCAGUGGUCAGGCGGCAUCGGAGAGAAACAGAGUUAGCAUUUCAACACGAUAAACCACGUUUCUCCCUGCACGGAUGGCAUUGACCUGCUGAGGAUUUCCAACAUCCUUCAGUUUUCUAUCUCGACUCAUUGAGAUUUCGAAAUAGCGCAGUCACUUUCCGCCACCUUUCUUGCGCCGCGGCGGCUGCCGUCGCCAUUCAAAGCCUUGACGAAGGAGGAGUUUGUUUGCAAUUCAGUUCCGUACUUCCACCUCUCUUCGUUCAUGUUUCGGAGAAAUUCCGCCUCAGUUGCUGCUGUCAGUCGGUGCCUCAGGACCACAGCCGUCCAGUCAUCAUGAUCAAAGCCAUCCUGAUAUUUAACAACCACGGCAAGCCGCGCCUCUCCAAGUUCUACGAGCGCUAUAGUGAAGAUACUCAACAACAAAUUAUAAGGGAGACGUUCCACUUGGUGUCGAAAAGAGAUGAAAACGUCUGCAAUUUCUUGGAAGGUGGCAUGUUAAUUGGUGGAGCAGACAAUAAACUUAUUUACAGACAUUAUGCAACUUUAUAUUUUGUCUUUUGUGUGGAUUCCUCAGAGAGUGAACUAGGAAUUUUGGAUCUAAUUCAGGUAUUUGUGGAAACAUUGGACAAAUGUUUUGAGAAUGUCUGUGAACUGGAUUUAAUUUUCCACGUAGACAAGGUUCACAAUAUUUUGGCAGAAAUGGUAAUGGGAGGAAUGGUUUUGGAGACCAAUAUGAAUGAAAUUGUUUCUCAAAUUGAUGCCCAGAACAAAAUGGAAAAAUCUGAGGCUGGUCUUGCAGGAGCUCCAGCCAGGGCUGUAUCAGCAGUAAAGAAUAUGAACCUUCCUGAAAUUCCUCGAAAUAUUAACAUCGGAGACAUCAGCAUAAAAGUGCCAAAUCUGCCCUCAUUUAAAUGAGAAAACAUCCUCAGCUUCCAGUUUGGAAUAUUUUCUAAUAAAGGUUUACCAUGCAACUGUCUACCAAAUGAAAUAUAUAAUUAGUAUCAAAAGGUAUGUUGGGAAAUUAUAUUCUAAAUUGCACCAGUAAAACACGAUAGGCAUUUUGUUUUGCUUGAGUUGCAUUUAAAUUCAGUUUCCUUUGUAUUGUUAAAUUUACAUUGACAUUCCAGUGCUCUAUGAAGUGACUUUUAAUUGUGUGCUGGCUGCUAUUUAAGAUUAUUUAAGAAACAGUGAUUUGGUACCAUCUGUGCUAUCAAACUCUUCUUUGUGUAUCUGGUGGUUUCCAUAGAAAUGUAAAAGAACACUUUGACUAUUUUGGGGAUAUCUAUUUAUUUCAAAGUCUGUUGUAUAGUGGAGCCAAUGAAAAUUUCCAUAAGGUUCCCACUUGCAGUAUUAUAGUUUUAAAAAAAAAGUUGUAACGGAUCUUCAAAUGAAGGUUUUGUCAUCCUUUCCAGUUCAGGACCAGCUUCAGCAAACAAGUCAUUUGCAAUAUUUUAUUGUCUGCAUAUUCCUGAUAACUUCACGUGAUUUAUAUUCAUUGCAAACAUUGUUAGACAAGGUGAAGGACAAAAUCAACAAGGAGUUUGACAUUAAAUUUUAAAAUGCAAAUCAGAUUAGGCUUUUUAAGCUUGGCUUGCCUGGGAUGGAAGGGAUAAAUCCCAUCUUAAUAUAAAUACAUACUGGUUUAUGAACAAUAUUUGCACCUUUUAGUCUUGUAGGUGUGACCUAUAGUUUCUAAAAGUUGGUUAAUUUUUAUAAUGGAAAUGCUAGCCCAUUAAGCACAAUGUUAACCCUAUGCAUUACUUAUAUAAUACUUAAAAGAACAAUAUUUAGAAUUAUGACAUUUAUGACGGAAGUUUACUUGAAGUUAUUGACAGACAUUCAAAAAUGACUUUCAAUGUGAAGGAAAGAAAUAAAGUACCUGUUGAGCCAAAAAGGAAUUAUUCAAGGGAAGUCCUACCUGGAUGGAAUUUAAUGAUUUGUGGCUGUGGUGCCUAAAUACUACAACUUGAAAUGUUUUGAAACUAAACACAUUUACAACCUGAAAAGAAUGUUUAAUUUCAUUUUAAAUUUUAUUGCAGAAGAAUACAUGCAAAGUAGUGAAUACAUUGAUAUUGUGAGCAUAACAAAUAGCUUAUAACUGUAUCACCUUAUUUGUUACAUGGUUAAUAAAGUUAUGUUUACUUUUGCCUUGA
Molecule: messenger RNA, 2272 nt
Organism: Pristis pectinata (smalltooth sawfish)
Lineage: Eukaryota; Metazoa; Chordata; Chondrichthyes; Rhinopristiformes; Pristidae
Product: AP-3 complex subunit sigma-1
Exons: 6
Coding region: 453-1034 (193 amino acids)
Biological process (GO): Golgi to vacuole transport; intracellular protein transport
Cellular component (GO): membrane coat; AP-3 adaptor complex; intracellular membrane-bounded organelle
Source: RefSeq, a predicted model, not a curated record